GGAGCAGCUCCGCCGGGGGGACUGCACCGCCCGCCCUGCCGGACCCGCCCCGACCGGGGCUCGCCGCCUGCAGUAGCCGCAGCACCGCGACCUGGGGCCCCGCGCGGGCUGUGGCCGCGCCCCGGGGCUGAGCGCGCAGGCUGUGUGACCGUGAUUCCAGAGGAGAGAGAGAGACUGAGAAGACAGGAAGGAGGGGCGGGCUCUUGGCAAGGCAUCCACUCCUGAACUGAGUCCUGCAAAAGAUGGAGAAGGAAGAGGACACGACCCGGGAGCUGCUGCUACCCAACUGGCAGGGCAGUGGCUCCCAUGGGCUGACCAUUGCCCAGAGGGAUGAUGGCGUCUUUGUGCAGGAGGUGAUGCAGAACUCCCCUGCGGCCCGCACUGGAGUGGUCAAGGAGGGGGACCAGAUUGUGGGUGCCACCAUCUACUUUGACAACCUGCAGUCAGGUGAGGUGACCCAGCUGCUGAACACCAUGGGGCACCACACCGUAGGCCUGAAGCUGCAUCGUAAGGGGGAUCGCUCCCCUGAGCCUGGCCAGACCUGGACCCACGAGGUCUUCAGCUCCCGAAGCUCCGAGGUGGUUCUGAGCGGGGAUGAUGAGGAGUACCAGCGCAUCUACACCACGAAGAUCAAGCCUCGGCUGAGGUCAGAGGAUGGAAUAGAAGGGGAUCCUGGGGAGACCCAGAGCCGCACCAUCACAGUGACUAGAAGGGUCACGGCCUACACAGUUGACGUCACAGGCCGAGAGGGAGCCAAGGACAUCGAAUUUAGCAGCCCAGAGUUCAAGAUCAAGAUUCCACAGCAUGAAAUGACUGAAAUCUCCACUGUGGAUGUGGCCACCCACCCUGGCAAGACAGUGAUCAGAUUGCCCUCGGGCUCGGGGGCUGUGUCUCCUACUGCAGGCUCUGUCAUGGACAACUGGGCAGGGUCUGUUUCUGCUUCGGGACCAGAGCUCCAAGGUGCUGGCCACUCGAAGCUCCAGGUCACCAUGCCUGGGAUAAAGGUGGGAAGCCCAGGAAUCAAUGUCAGUGCAAAGGGCUUGGACUUAGGUGGCAAAGGAGGGGUCCACAUUCCAGGAGUGGAUGUCUCGUCUUCUCUUGGAGGGGGAGCAGUGGAGGUGCAGGAUCCGUCUCUGGAGAGUGGCAGUAAUGGGAGAAUUAAAAUUCCCACUCUGAAGGUGCCAAAAUUUGGUGUUUCGACAGUGCCUGAAGGCCAGGCACCAGUGGCAGGGCUGAGCAUUUCCACACCUGAAUUCUCUGUGGGGCGCCAGGGUGGCAAACCAGGCCUGAUGGUUGGUGGGAACAUCCAGACCCCACAGCUAGAAGUCAGUGUUCCUUCUGUCAAUAUCGAGGGGCUUGAGGGGAAGCUGAAGAGCCCCCAGAUCGCCGGGCCAUCCCAUGAGGGUGACCUAGGCCUGAAAGGUGCCAAGCCACAGGGGAGCACAGGGGUGGGCAUCUCUGUGCCGCAGAUCGACAGCACUGUCACUGGCCCCAGUGUGGAAGUUCAAGCUCCCGACGCUGGUAUUCACGGGUCUGGGGGCAAACUGAAUAUGCCCAAGAUGCAAGUUCCCAAAUUCUCUGUAUCAGGUUCUAAGGGAGAGGGAGCUGGUGUUGACGUGACACUGCCCACAGGUGCAGUGACUCUUCCUGGGGUGUCUGAGGAUGUCAGCCUGCCUGAAGUUGCUGUUGGGGGGCUGGAAGGGAAAGUGAAAGGCACCAAAGUCAAGACUCCUGAAAUGGUUAUUCAGAAACCUAAAAUCUCCAUGCAGGACGUGGAUUUGAGCUUUGGGUCCCCUAAAUUGAAGGGAGACAUGAAGGUUUCAGUGCCUGGUGUACAAGGUGAUGUCAGAGGCCUGCAAGUGGCCAUCAAAGGCUCCAAAGUGGACAUAGAGACCCCGAGCCUUGAGGGGACCCUGGCAGGACCCACACUGAGUAGUCCUUCUGGGAAAAUGGGAACAUGCAGUAUCUCAAUAGCAGAUGUUGACUUAAAUGCAGCUGCACCUAGAGCGAAAGGGGGUGUAGAUAUCCCCAAAGUGGAAGGGAAAGUCAAAGUCCCUGGGGUUGAUGUCAGAGGCCCCAGAGUGGAUGUCAGUGCCCCAGAUGUGGAGGUCCAUGGCCCAGAAUGGAACCUGAAAAUGCCCCAGUUUGGCACUCCAGGAGUUGAAGGGGAAGGCCUGGAUGUAGAUGUGAAACUACCCAAAGGCGAAGUCAGUAUUGCAGGGUCCACAAUCAAUGUGGAGGCCCCAAAUGUCAACAUAGGGGGCCUGGGAGGCAAACUUAAAGGCUCUGAUGUUAAGCUGCCAGAAGUGAGUGUCAAGACACCAAAGAUGUCUAUGCCUGAUGUGGAUUUGCACGUUAAAGGCACAAAGGUGAAGGGAGAGUAUGAUGUAACAGUACCAAAACUUGAAGGAGACCUAAAGGGCCCUAAAGUGGACAUUGAUGUCCCAGAUGUGAACAUUCAAGGACCAGACUGGCACCUGAAGAUGCCCAAGAUGAAAAUGCCCAAGUUCAGUGUGCCAGGUUUCAAAGCCGAGGGCCCAGAAGUGUACAUGAACCUGCCUGAGGCUGAUGUGGAUAUUUCUGGGCAUAAGGUAGACGUUAGUGCUCCUGAUGUGAACAUUGAGGGACCAGAAGGGAAAUUGAAAGGACCUAAGUUUAAGAUGCCUGAGAUGAAUAUCAAAGCCCCCAAAAUCUCCAUGCCAGAUGUGGACUUACAUCUGAAAGGCCCUAAAGCAAAAGGAGAAUACGACAUCACAGUGCCAAAAGUUGAAGGUGAGAUUAAGGUUCCUGAUGUUGAACUUAAAAGUGCCAAAGUGGACAUCGAUGCUCCAGAUGUGGCUGUUCAGGGCCCAGACUGGCACCUGAAGAUGCCCAAGAUGAAAAUGCCCAAGUUCAGCAUGCCUAGCUUCAAAGCAGAGGGCCCAGAAGUGGACAUGAACCUGCCCAAGGCCGAUGUUGACGUCUCAGGACCCAAGGUGGACACUGAUGUUCCAGAUGUGAAUAUCGAAGAAGCUGAGGGAAAGCUGAAGGGUCCCAAGUUUAAGAUGCCUGAGAUGAACAUCAAGGCCCCUAAGAUCUCCAUGCCUGAUGUGGAUUUGCAUAUGAAGGGUCCCAAGGUAAAGGGGGAAUAUGAUGUUACAGUGCCAAAGAUGGAAGGGGAGCUCAAAGGGCCAAAAGUAGACAUCAGUGCCCCAGAUAUUGAAGUUCAUGGUCCUGAAUGGAACCUCAAGAUGCCCAAGAUAAAAAUGCCCAAAUUUACCAUGCCCAGCCUCAAAGGGGAGGACCCACAAGUGGACGUGAACCUGCCCAAGGCUGAUGUAGACAUUUCUGCACCCAAAGUAGAUAUUAGUGCUCCAGAUUUGAGCCUUGAAGGACCAGAAGGAAAGUUGAAAGGCCCCAAGUUUAAGAUGCCUGAGAUGCACUUUAAAGCUCCAAAGAUGACUCUGCCAGAUGUUGACUUGGAUCUUAAAGGACCCAAAAUGAAAGGCAAUCUAGAUGUGUCUGCACCAAAAAUAGAAGGUGAGAUGAAAGUUCCAGAUGUGGACAUCAAAGCACCAGAUGUGGACGUCCAAGGAGCAGACUGGAGCCUGAAAAUGCCGAAGAUGAAAAUGCCCAAGUUCAGUGUGCCGAGUUUGAAAGGCGAAGGCCUAGAUGUGGACAUGAACCUACCCAAGGCUGACAUUGACAUAUCAGGACCCAAGGUGGACAUUGAAUCCCCAGAUGUGAGCCUUGAGGGCCCAGAAGGGAAGCUGAAAGGCCCUAAGUUUAGGAUGCCAGAGAUGCACUUCAAGGCUCCCAAGAUGUCCAUGCCUGAUGUGGACUUACACUUGAAAGGUCCCAAGGUGAAAGGGGAUGUGGAUGUGUCUGUGCCCAAGAUAGAAGGUGAAAUGAAAGUGCCAGAUGUGGACAUCAAAGGACCCAAAGUGGAUGUCGAUGUCCCAGAUGUGGAUGUUCACGGCCCAGACUGGCACCUGAAGAUGCCCAAGAUGAAAAUGCCCAAGUUCAGUGUGCCAGGCUUCAAAGGCAAGGGCCCAGAAGUGGAUGUGAACCUGCCCAAGGCUGACAUUGAUGUAUCAGGACCCAAGGUGGACAUUGAAGCCCCAGAUGUGAGCCUUGAGGGCCCAGAAGGGAAGCUGAAGGGACCCAAAUUUAAGAUGCCUGAGAUGCACUUCAAGGCUCCCAAGAUCUCCAUGCCUGAUGUGAACUUGAAUCUGAAGGGGCCAAAACUAAAGGGAGAUGUGGAUGUGUCUGUGCCUGAUGUAGAAGAUGAAGUGAAAGUGCCACAUGUGGACAUUAAAGGGCCGAAAGUUGACAUUGGUGCUCCAGAUGUGGAUGUCCAUGGCCCAGACUGGCACUUGAAGAUGCCCAAGGUGAAAAUGCCCAAGUUCAGCAUGCCAGGCUUCAAAGGUGAGGGCCCAGAUGUGGAUGUGAACCUGCCCAAGGCAAAUGUUGAUGUCUCAGGGCCCAAGGUGGAUGUUGAAGUUCCAGAUGUGAAUAUUGAUGGUCCAGAGGCGAAAGUAAAAGGUCCUAAAUUUAAGAUGCCAGAAGUGAAUAUAAAGCCUCAGAAGAUAUCCAUGCCAGACGUUGGUUUGCAUUUGAAAGGUCCUAAAAUGAAAGGAGAUUAUGAUGUUACAAUUCCAAAAGUAGAAGGAGAGAUAAAAGCUCCUGAUGUUGACAUCAAGGGUCCCAAAGUGGACAUUAAUGCACCAGAUGUGGGAGUUCAUGGCCCAGACUGGCAUCUGAAGAUGCCCAAGGUGAAAAUGCCCAAGUUCAGCAUGCCUGGCUUCAAAGGAGAAGGCCCAGAAGUGGACGUGAACCUGCCCAAGGCCGACAUUGAUAUCUCAGGACCUAAGAUGGACAUUGAUGCUCCAGAUGUGAAUAUUGAAGGUCCAGAGGGAAAACUCAAGGGUCCCAAGUUUAAGAUGCCAAGCAUGAAUAUACAGACACACAAAAUCUCUAUGCCUGAUGUUGGACUUAAUCUGAAAGCCCCUAAACUGAAAACUGAUGUAGAUGUUUCCCUUCCCAAAGUGGAAGGAGACUUGAAAGGUCCUGAAAUUGACAUGAAGGCCCCGAAAAUGGAUGUGGAUGUUGGAGAUAUUGAUAUUGAAGGUCCAGAAGGGAAGCUGAAAGGCCCUAAGUUUAAGAUGCCAGAGAUGCACUUCAAGGCUCCCAAGAUCUCCAUGCCUGAUGUGGACUUACACUUGAAAGGUCCUAAGGUAAAAGGGGAUGUGGAUGUGUCUGUGCCCAAGAUAGAAGGUGAAAUGAAAAUGCCAGGUGUGGACAUCAAAGGACCCAAAGUGGAUGUCGAUGUCCCAGAUGUGGAUGUCCAUGGUCCAGACUGGCACCUGAAGAUGCCCAAAGUGAAAAUGCCCAAGUUCGGCAUGCCUGGUUUCAAAGGUGAGGGCCCAGAAGUGGACGUGAACCUGCCCAAAGCCGACAUUGACAUCUCUGGCCCCAAAGUGGACAUUGAUACUCCUGAUUUGGAUAUAGAGGGACCAGAAGGAAAAUUAAAAGGCUCUAAAUUUAAGAUGCCUAAGUUGAAUAUCAAAGCUCCUAAGAUAUCCAUGCCAGAUGUGGACUUGAAUUUGAAGGGACCUAAGAUGAAAGGAGAAAUGGAUUCUUCUGUGCCUGAACUAGAAGGUGAUCUCAGAGGUCCACAAGUUGAUAUCAAAGGCCCCAAUUUGGAUGUGGAGGUGCCUGAUGUUGAUCUGGAAUGUCCUGAUGCGAAAUUGAAAGGCCCUAAAUUUAAGAUGCCAGAGAUGCACUUCAAGGCUCCCAAGAUGUCCAUGCCUGAUGUGGACUUACACUUGAAAGGUCCCAAGGUGAAAGGGGAUGUGGAUGUGUCUGUGCCCAAGAUAGAAGGUGAAAUGAAAGUGCCAGAUGUGGACAUCAAAGGACCCAAAGUGGAUGUUGAUGUCCCAGAUGUGGAUGUUCACGGCCCAGACUGGCACCUGAAGAUGCCCAAGAUGAAAAUGCCCAAGUUCAGUGUGCCAGGUUUCAAAACAGAGGGCCCAGAAGUGGAUGUGAACCUGCCCAAGGCUGACAUUGAUGUAUCAGGACCCAAGGUGGACAUUGAAGCCCCAGAUGUGAGCCUUGAGGGCCCAGAAGGGAAGCUGAAGGGACCCAAAUUUAAGAUGCCUGAGAUGCACUUCAAGGCUCCCAAGAUCUCCAUGCCUGAUGUGAACUUGAAUCUGAAGGGGCCAAAACUAAAGGGAGAGGUGGAUGUGUCAGUGCCAAAAUUGGAAGGAGAUUUGAAAGGCCCCAGUGUGGAUGUGGAGGUGCCUGAUGUUGAUCUGGAAUGUCCUGAUGCAAAAUUGAAAGGUCCUAAAUUUAAGAUGCCAGAGAUGCACUUCAAGGCUCCCAAGAUGUCCAUGCCUGAUGUGGACUUACACUUGAAAGGUCCCAAGGUGAAAGGGGAUGUGGAUGUGUCUGUGCCCAAGAUAGAAGGUGAAAUGAAAGUGCCAGAUGUGGACAUCAAAGGACCCAAAGUGGAUGUUGAUGUCCCAGAUGUGGAUGUUCACGGCCCAGACUGGCACCUGAAGAUGCCCAAGAUGAAAAUGCCCAAGUUCAGUGUGCCAGGUUUCAAAACAGAGGGCCCAGAAGUGGAUGUGAACCUGCCCAAGGCUGACAUUGAUGUAUCAGGACCCAGGGUGGACAUUGAAGCCCCAGAUGUGAGCCUUGAGGGCCCAGAAGGGAAGCUGAAGGGACCCAAAUUUAAGAUGCCUGAGAUGCACUUCAAGGCUCCCAAGAUCUCCAUGCCUGAUGUGAACUUGAAUCUGAAGGGGCCAAAACUAAAGGGAGAGGUGGAUGUGUCAGUGCCAAAAUUGGAAGGAGAUUUGAAAGGCCCCAGUGUGGAUGUGGAGGUGCCUGAUGUUGAUCUGGAAUGUCCUGAUGCAAAAUUGAAAGGCCCUAAAUUUAAGAUGCCAGAGAUGCACUUCAAGGCUCCCAAGAUGUCCAUGCCUGAUGUGGACUUACACUUGAAAGGUCCCAAGGUGAAAGGGGAUGUGGAUGUGUCUGUGCCCAAGAUAGAAGGUGAAAUGAAAGUGCCAGAUGUGGACAUCAAAGGACCCAACGUGGAUGUCGAUGUCCCAGAUGUGGAUGUUCACGGCCCAGACUGGCACCUGAAGAUGCCCAAGAUGAAAAUGCCCAAGUUCAGUGUGCCAGGUUUCAAAACAGAGGGCCCAGAAGUGGAUGUGAACCUGCCCAAGGCUGACAUUGAUGUAUCAGGACCCAAGGUGGACAUUGAAGCCCCAGAUGUGAGCCUUGAGGGCCCAGAAGGGAAGCUGAAGGGACCCAAAUUUAAGAUGCCUGAGAUGCACUUCAAGGCUCCCAAGAUCUCCAUGCCUGAUGUGAACUUGAAUCUGAAGGGGCCAAAACUAAAGGGAGAGGUGGAUGUGUCAGUGCCAAAAUUGGAAGGAGAUUUGAAAGGCCCCAGUGUGGAUGUGGAGGUGCCUGAUGUUGAUCUGGAAUGUCCUGAUGCGAAAUUGAAAGGCCCUAAAUUUAAGAUGCCAGAGAUGCACUUCAAGGCUCCCAAGAUGUCCAUGCCUGAUGUGGACUUACACUUGAAAGGUCCCAAGGUGAAAGGGGAUGUGGAUGUGUCUGUGCCCAAGAUAGAAGGUGAAAUGAAAGUGCCAGAUGUGGACAUCAAAGGACCCAAAGUGGAUGUUGAUGUCCCAGAUGUGGAUGUUCACGGCCCAGACUGGCACCUGAAGAUGCCCAAGAUGAAAAUGCCCAAGUUCAGUGUGCCAGGUUUCAAAACAGAGGGCCCAGAAGUGGAUGUGAACCUGCCCAAGGCUGACAUUGAUGUAUCAGGACCCAAGGUGGACAUUGAAGCCCCAGAUGUGAGCCUUGAGGGUCCAGAAGGAAAACUGAAAGGCCCCAAGUUCAAGAUGCCUGAAAUGCACUUUCAUGCCCCUAAGAUCUCCAUGCCUGAUGUUGAUUUCAACUUAAAAGGGUCUAAAGUCAAAGGAGACUUUGAUGUUUCUGCCCCAAAGCUGGAAGGAGAGUUAAAGGGUCCAGAAGUUGAUGUCAAAGGCCCCAAAUUGGAUGUUGAGAUGCCAGACGUAGCUGUGGAAGGUCCAGAUGGCAAAUGGAAAGGCCCUAAAUUUAAGAUGCCAGACAUGCACUUUAAAGCACCCAAAAUCUCCAUGCCAGACAUUGAUCUACACUUAAAAAGUCCCAAGAUAAAGGGAGAGGUAGAUGCUGAUAUUCCCAAAUUGGAAAGUGACCUCAAAGGGCCAGACCUCAAAGGUGACAUCAGUGGGCCAGAUAUCAACAUCAAAGGACCAGAGGGCAAAUUGAAAGGUCCCAAGUUCAAGAUGCCAGACAUGCAUUUCAAAGUCCCAAAUAUUUCUAUGCCUGAUGUGGACCUAAAUUUGAAAGGACCAGAAAUGAAGGGGGAUGUUGAUGUGUCUGUGCCUGAGGUAGAAGGCAAAAUUAAAGCACCAGAUGUGAACAUCAAGGGCCCCAAAGUAGAUAUAAAUGCUCCUGAUGUCCAUGGCUCAGACUGGCACCUAAAGAUGCCCAAGAUGAAAAUGCCCAAGUUAAGCAUGCCUGGUUUCAAAGCAGAGGGUCCAGAGGUAGAUGAGAAUCUUCCCAAGGCUGACAUUGAUGUCUCAGCACCCAAAGUUGACAUUGAAGUCCCGGAUGUAAGCAUUGAGAAUCCAGAGGGAAAAAUCAAGGGGCCUAAAUUUAAGAUGCCAGAAAUGAACAUCAAAGCUCCCAAGAUCUCCAUGCCUGAUGUAGAUUUACACUUGAAAGGUCCUAAGGUCAAAGGAGAUGUGAAUGUGUCUCUGCCUAAGGUGGAAGGUGACCUCAAGGGCCCUGAAGUUGACCUCAAGGGCCCCAAAGUGGACAUUGAUGUCCCAGAUGUGGAUGUCCAUGGCCCAGAUUGGCACCUGAAGAUGCCCAAGGUGAAAAUGCCCAAGAUCAGCAUGCCUGGCUUCAAAGGAGAAGGCCCAGAAGUGGACGUGAACCUGCCCAAAGCUGACAUUGAUGUAUCAGGACCUAAGGUAGAUGUUGAAUGUCCUGAUGUGAAUAUUGAAGGACCUGAAGGAAAGUGGAAAAGUCCUAAGUUUAAGAUGCCUGAGAUGCAUUUUAAGACUCCAAAGAUCUCCAUGCCAGAUAUUGAUCUUAAUCUAACAGGUCCAAAAAUAAAAGGAGAUGUUGAUGUCACAGGUCCCAAGUUAGAUGGAGACCUGAAAGGCCCUGAAGUUGACCUCAAAGGCCCUAAAGUGGACAUCAAUGUCCCAGAUGUGGACGUCCAUGGCCCAGACUGGCACCUGAAGAUGCCCAAGGUGAAAAUGCCCAAGUUCAGCAUGCCUGGCUUCAAAGGAGAAGGCCCAGAAGUGGACGUGAACCUGCCCAAGGCUGACAUUGAUGUCUCAGGACCCAAGGUGGACAUUGAGGGCCCUGAUGUUAACAUUGAGGGUCCUGAGGGAAAGUUGAAAGGUCCUAAGUUCAAGAUGCCAGAGAUGAACAUCAAAGCCCCCAAGAUCUCCAUGCCUGACUUUGAUUUGCACCUGAAAGGUCCCAAGGUAAAGGGCGAUGUGGAUGUGUCUCUGCCUAACGUGGAAGGUGACCUCAAGGGCCCUGAAGUUGACAUCAAGGGCCCCAAAGUGGAUGUCGACAUCCCAGAUGUGGAUGUCCAUGGUCCAGACUGGCACCUGAGGAUGCCCAAGGUGAAAAUGCCCAAGUUCAGCAUGCCUGGCUUCAAAGGAGAAGGCCCAGAAGUGGAUGUGAACCUGCCCAAAGCUGACAUUGAUGUCUCAGGACCCAAACUGGACAUCGAAGGCCCUGAUGUUAACAUUGAAGGACCAGACGGAAAGUUGAAAGGUCAUAAGUUCAAGAUACCUGAGAUGAACAUUAAAGCUCCAAAGAUCUCCAUGCCAGACAUUGAUCUUAACCUGAAAGGCCCUAAAGUGAAGGGUGAUGUGGAUGUGUCUUUACCGAAAGUGGAAGAUGAGAUUAAAGUUCCUGAAGUGGAUAUUAAGGGCCCCAAAGUGGAUGUCGACAUCCCAGAUGUGGAUGUCCAUGGCCCAGACUGGCACCUGAAGAUGCCCAAGAUAAAAAUGCCCAAGUUUAGCAUGCCUGGGUUCAAAGGAGAAGGCUCAGAAGUGGACGUGAACCUGCCCAAGGCUGACAUUGAUGUCUCAGGACCCAAAGUUGACAUUGAUGUUCCAGAUGUCAAUAUUGAAGGUCCAGAUGCAAAACUGAAGGGCCCCAAGUUCAAGAUGCCUGAGAUGAACAUCAAAGCUCCUAAGAUCUCCAUGCCAGAUUUGGACCUUAAUCUUAAAAGCCCUAAAAUGAAAGGAGAGUUAGAUGUUUCCCUUCCAAAUAUAGAAGGUGAUGUGAAAGGGCCUACUCUUGACAUCAAGGGCCCAAAGAUAGAUGUAGAAGCUCCAGAUAUUGACAUUCAUGGCCCUGAAGGAAAAUUAAAAGGUUCCAAACUGAAGAUGCCAGACAUGCAUGUGAACAUGCCCAAGAUCUCCAUGCCCGAAAUUGACCUGAAUUUGAAAGGCACAAAACUUAAGGGAGAUGUUGAUGUUUCUGGGCCCAAAUUAGAAGUUGAUGUUAAAGCUCCCAAGUUGGAUGUAAAGGGCCCAGAAGUGGACAUUUCUGGUCCUAAGGUCAAUCUUGAAGGCAAAUCAAAGAAAUCACGUUUUAAGCUUCCUAAAUUUAAUUUUUCAGGCUCCAAAGUUCAGACACCUGAGGUGGAUGUCAAAGUUAAAAAGCCAGAUAUUGAUGUGACAGGUACAAAAGUUGAUACUAAUGCUCCUGAUGUUGAGGUCCAAGGAAAAGUAAAAGGAUCCAAGUUCAAAAUGCCUUUCCUAAGUAUUUCAUCUCCUAAAGUUUCUAUGCCUGAUGUGGAGUUAAAUUUGAAAGGUCCUAAAGUCAAAGGAGACUUAGAUCUUACAGCUCCUAAUUUAGAAGGUGACUUUAAAGGACCCAAAGUAGAUAUUAAAGCACCAGAAGUUCAUCUUGAUGCACCUGAUGUGGAUGUUCAUGGUCCAGAUUGGAAUUUGAAAAUGCCCAAAAUGAAAAUGCCCAAAUUUGGUGCUCCUGGCUUAAAAGCAGAAGGGCCAGAAAUGGCUGUGGAUUUGCCAAAAAAAGAUAUCAGCCUAGAGGGUCCCAGAAUGGACAUCGAGAGCCCAAAAAUCAAUGUGGAAGGUGUAGAAGGAAGCUUAAAAGGUCCCAAACUCAAGAUGCCUGACAUGCACAUCAAAACCCCCAAGAUCUCCAUGCCUGAUAUUGACUUAAACCUGAAAGGUCCCAAGGUAAAGGGUGAUGUGGACGUGUCUCUGCCCAAGGUGGAAGGUGACCUUAAGGGUCCUGAAAUUGACAUCAAAGGGCCCAAAGUGGACGUCGACGUCCCAGAUGUGGAUGUCCAUGGCCCGGACUGGCACCUGAAGAUGCCCAAGGUGAAAAUGCCCAAGUUCAGCAUGCCUGGCUUCAAAGGAGAAGGCCCAGAAGUGGACGUGAACCUGCCCAAGGCCGAUAUUGAUGUCUCAGGACCCAAGGUGGACAUUGAUGUUCCAGAUGUCAAUAUCGAAGGUCCAGAUGCAAAACUGAAGGGCCCCAAGUUCAAGAUGCCUGAGAUGAAUAUCAAAGCUCCAAAAAUCUCCAUGCCUGACCUUGACUUUAACCUGAAGGGCCCCAAAAUGAAGGGCGGUAUGGAUGUUUCUCUGCCUAAGGUAGAAGGUGACCUCAUAGGCCCUGCAAUUGAUAUUAAGGGCCCCAAGGUGGACAUUGACACUCCUGAUAUUAACAUUGAAGGCCCAGAGGGGAAACUGAAAGGCUCCAAGUUCAAGAUGCCAGAGAUGAAUAUCAAAGCCCCCAAGAUCUCCAUGCCUGAUAUUGACUUAAACCUGAAGGGCCCCAAGGUGAAGGGUGAUGUAGAUGUUUCCCUUCCUAAGUUUGAAGGGGAUCUUAAAGGCCCUGAAGUAGAUCUCAAAGGGCCCAAAGUGGAUGUCGAUGUCCCAGAUGUGGAUGUCCAUGGCCCAGACUGGCACCUGAAGAUGCCCAAGGUGAAAAUGCCCAAGUUCAGCAUGCCUGGCUUCAAAGGAGAAGGUCCAGAAGUGGACGUGAACCUGCCCAAGGCCGAUAUUGAUGUCUCAGGACCCAAACUGGACAUUGAAGGCCCCGAUGUUAUGAUUGAGAGUCCUGAGGGAAAGUUGAAAGGUCCUAAGUUCAAGAUGCCAGAGAUGAACAUCAAAGCCCCCAAGAUCUCCAUGCCUGACUUUGAUUUGCACCUGAAAGGUCCCAAGGUAAAGGGCGAUGUGGAUGUGUCUCUGCCUAACGUGGAAGGUGACCUCAAGGGCCCUGAAGUUGACCUCAAGGGCCCCAAAGUGGAUGUCGACGUCCCAGAUGUGGAUGUCCAUGGCCCAGACUGGCACCUGAAGAUGCCCAAGGUGAAAAUGCCCAAGUUCAGCAUGCCUGGCUUCAAAGGAGAAGGCCCAGAAGUGGAUGUGAACCUGCCCAAAGCUGACAUUGAUGUAUCAGGACCCAAGGUGGACAUCGAUGUUCCAGAUGUCAAUAUUGAAGGUCCAGAUGCAAAACUGAAGGGCCCCAAGUUCAAGAUGCCUGAGAUGAACAUCAAAGCCCCUAAAAUCUCCAUGCCUGACUUUGAUUUGCACCUGAAAGGUCCUAAGGUGAAAGGAGAUGUAGAUGUGUCUCUGCCUAAAGUGGAAGGUGACCUCAAGGGCCCUGAAGUUGAUAUCAAAGGGCCCAAAGUGGACAUUGAUGUCCCAGAUGUGAAUGUCCAUGGCCCAGACUGGCACCUGAAGAUGCCCAAGGUGAAAAUGCCCAAGUUCAGCAUGCCUGGCUUCAAAGGAGAAGGCCCAGAAGUGGACGUGAACCUGCCCAAGGCCGAUAUUGAUGUCUCAGGACCCAAGGUGGACAUCGGUCCAGAUGUCAAUAUUGAAGGUCCAGAUGCAAAACUGAAGGGCCCCAAGUUCAAGAUGCCUGAGAUGAACAUCAAAGCCCCCAAGAUCUCCAUGCCUGAUAUUGACUUGAAUCUGAAAGGUCCCAAGGUAAAGGGCGAUGUGGAUGUGUCUCUGCCUAAGGUGGAAGGUGACCUCAAGGGCCCUGAAAUUGACAUCAAAGGGCCCAAAGUGGACGUUGACGUCCCAGAUGUGGAUGUCCAUGGCCCAGACUGGCACCUGAAGAUGCCCAAGGUGAAAAUGCCCAAGUUCAGCAUGCCUGGCUUUAAAGGAGAAGGCCCAGAAGUGGAUGUGAACCUGUCCAAAACUGACAUUGACAUCUCAGGACCCAAGGUGGACAUAGACACUCCUGAUGUUGACAUUCAUGGCCCAGAGGGGAAACUGAAGGGUCCCAAGUUUAAAAUGCCUGACCUACACUUCAAGGCACCUAAGAUCUCCAUGCCUGAGGUGGAUAUGAAUCUGAAGGGUCCCAAGGUAAAGGGCGAUGUGGACGUGUCUCUGCCCAAGGUGGAAGGUGACCUCAAGGGCCCUGAAGUUGACAUCAAGGGCCCCAAAGUGGAUGUCGAUGUCCCAGAUGUGGAUGUCCAUGGCCCAGACUGGCACCUGAAGAUGCCCAAGGUGAAAAUGCCCAAGUUCAGCAUGCCUGGCUUCAAAGGAGAAGGCUCAGAAGUGGACGUGAAUCUGCCCAAGGCGGACAUUGAUGUCUCAGGACCCAAGGUGGACAUCGAUGUUCCAGAUGUCAAUAUUGAAGGUCCAGAUGCAAAACUGAAGGGCCCCAAGUUCAAGAUGCCUGAGAUAAACAUUAAAGCCCCCAAGAUCUCCAUGUCUGACCUUGACUUUAGCCUCAAGGGCCCCAAAAUGAAGGGUGAUGUGGAUGUUUCUCUGCCCAAAGUGGAAGGUGACCUUAAAGGCCCUGAAAUUGACAUCAAGGGCCCCAAAGUGGACAUCGAUACUCCUGAUAUUAACAUUGAAGGCCCAGAGGGGAAACUGAAAGGCCCCAAGUUCAAAAUGCCAGAGAUGAAUAUCAAAGCCCCCAAGAUCUCCAUGCCUGACUUUGACUUAAGUUUGAAAGGGCCAAAGGUAAAGGAGGAUGCAGACCUUUCUUUACCUAAGAUGGAAGGUGAUCUAAAAGGGCCAGAGGUAGAUAUUGAAUGUCCUGAAGGGAAGCUCAAAUGUCCCAAAUUUAAAAUGCCUGAUGUCCAUUUCAAAACCCCACAAAUCUCCAUGAGUGAUAUUGAUUUGAACUUGAAAGGACCUAAGAUAAAGGGAGAUUUGGACUUUUCCAUUCCUAAUCUGGAAGGAGAUCUGAAAGGACCCAAAGUGGAUGUUAAAGGCCCUAAUCUGGACAUGGACACUCCUGAUGUUGACAUUCAUGGCCCAGAGGGGAAACUGAAGGGCCCCAAGUUUAAAAUGCCUGACCUACACCUCAAGGCACCUAAGAUCUCCAUGCCUGAAGUGGACAUGAAUCUGAAGGGUCCCAAGGUAAAGGGCGAUGUGGAUGUGUCUCUGCCUAACGUGGAAGGUGACCUCAAGGGCCCCAAAGUGGAUGUCGACGUCCCAGAUGUGGAUGUCCAUGGUCCAGACUGGCACCUGAAGAUGCCCAAGGUGAAAAUGCCCAAGUUCAGCAUGCCUGGCUUCAAAGGAGAAGGCCCAGAAGUGGACGUGAACCUGCCCAAGGCCGAUAUUGAUGUCUCAGGACCCAAGGUGGACAUCGAUGUUCCAGAUGUCAAUAUUGAAGGUCCAGAUGCAAAACUGAAGGGCCCCAAGUUCAAGAUGCCUGAGAUGAACAUCAAAGCCCCCAAGAUCUCCAUGCCUGAUAUUGACUUGAAUCUGAAAGGUCCCAAGGUAAAGGGCGAUGUGGAUGUGUCUCUGCCUAAGGUGGAAGGUGACCUCAAGGGCCCUGAAAUUGACAUCAAAGGGCCCAAAGUGGACGUUGACGUCCCAGAUGUGGAUGUCCAUGGCCCAGACUGGCACCUGAAGAUGCCCAAGGUGAAAAUGCCCAAGUUCAGCAUGCCUGGCUUCAAAGGAGAAGGCCCAGAAGUGGACGUGAACCUGCCCAAGGCCGAUAUUGAUGUAUCAGGACCCAAGGUGGACAUCGAUGUUCCAGAUGUCAAUAUUGAAGGUCCAGACGCAAAACUGAAGGGCCCCAAGUUCAAGAUGCCUGAGAUGAACAUCAAAGCCCCCAAGAUCUCCAUGCCUGAUAUUGACUUGAAUCUGAAAGGUCCCAAGGUAAAGGGUGAUGUGGAUGUGUCUCUGCCUAAGGUGGAAGGUGACCUCAAGGGCCCUGAAAUUGACAUCAAAGGGCCCAAAGUGGACGUUGACGUCCCAGAUGUGGAUGUCCAUGGCCCAGACUGGCACCUGAAGAUGCCCAAGGUGAAAAUGCCCAAGUUCAGCAUGCCUGGCUUUAAAGGAGAAGGCCCAGACGUGGAUGUUACUCUCCCUAAAGCUGACCUCGAUAUUUCUGGGCCCAAGAUGGACAUCAGUGCCCCAGAUGUGAAUAUCGAAGGUCCAGAUGCAAAAUUGAAGGGCCCCAAGUUCAAGAUGCCUGAGAUAAAUAUCAAAGCACCCAAAAUCUCCAUGCCUGAUGUUGACCUGGAUUUGAAAGGACCCAAAAUCAAAGGAGAUCUUGACGUGUCUGUCCCUAAGACUGACGGUGCUUUCAAAGGCCCAGAAGUAGAUCUUAAAGGUUCAGGUCUGGAUUUUGAAGGCUCAGAUGCCAAGCUCAGUGGCCCAAAUUUGAAGAUGCCUUCGCUGGAUAUUUCUGCCCCAAAAGUAACUGUCCCUGAUGUUGAUUUGCAUUUCAAGGCACCCAAAAUUGGGGUUUCUGGUCCCAAGUUGGAAGGUGCUGAAGUGGACCUCAAAGGGCCCAAAGUUGAUUUAGAAGCUCCAAGCUUAGAUGUACACAUGGAGAGCCCAGAUAUUAAUGUCGAGAGUCCAGACAUUAAAAUUCCCAAAUUUAAGAAACCCAAGUUUGGUUUUGGGGCAAAAAGCCCCAAAGCUGACCUCAAGUCACCUUCCCUGGAUGUGACUAUGCCUGAGGCAGAGCUGAAUGUUGAGACUCCUGAAAUUAGUGUUGGUGGCAAGGGCAAGAAAAGUAAGUUUAAAAUGCCCAAAAUUCACAUGAGUGGCCCCAAAAUGAAAGCCAAAAAACAGGGAUUUGAUUUGAAUGUUCCUGGGGGUGAAAUUGAUGCCACUCUCAAGGGUCCUGGUAUGGAUGUCAAUGUUGUUGGGCCCGAUGCCAUGCUUAAAGUUGAUGUGAAAUCCCCUAAAACCAAGAAACCUAUGUUUGGGAAAAUGUACUUUCCAGAUGUAGAAUUUGACAUCAAAUCAUCUAAAUUUAAGGCCGAGGCCCCUCUCCCUAGCCCUAAAAUGGAGGGUGAAAUCCAGGCCCCUGAUCUGGAUAUCUCUUCACCGGGGAUUCAUGUGGAAGGUCCUGACAUCAAGCUGAAGGCUCCCAAGGUCAAGAUGCCAGGCAUGGAUGUCUCCGGGGCAAAAAUAGAGGGUGACCUGAAAGGCCCCAGGGUGCAGACAAACUUGGAUGCACCUGAUGUCAACAUUGAAGGCCUAGAUUCGAAAGUCAAAGCACCGUCGUUUGGCAUUUCUGCCACUCAGGCCUCCAUCCCUGAUGUGAAUGUUAGCUUGAAAGGACCAAAGAUAAAGGGUGAGGUCCCCAGGGUGGGGCUGGAAGGACCAGAUAUAGAUCUGCAAGGUCCAGAACCGAAGAUCAAGUUCCCCAAGUUUUCGAUGCCCAAGAUUGGUGUCCCUGGUAUGAAGAUGGAAGGCAGAGGAGGAGCUGAAGUCCACGCCCAGCUGCCCUCUCUUGAAGGAGGCUUGAGUGCACCCGAUGUUAGGCUUGAAGGGGCUGAUGUGUCUCUGAAAGAGCCAAAAGUAGACUUGCCUUCAGUGAACCUGUCUAUGCCAAAAGUCUCUGGACCUGACCUUGACCUGCACUUGAAAGGACCAAGUUUGAAGGGAGACCUGGAUACCUCUGUUCCUAGUGUGAAGGUGCACACUCCAGGGCUUGACCUCAGAAGUCAAGGUGGAAAGGUGAGGAUGGAAGGAGACGGUGUGAAAGUGCCUGGGAUUGAUGCCUCAACAACACUGAACCUUGGCGCACCAGACGUGGCCCUGAAGGGACCAAGCCUACAGGGAGACCUGGCUGUCUCUGAUGAUGUCAAGUGCCCUAAAGUAUCAGUAGGUGCUCCUGAUCUGAGCUUGGAGGCCCCCGAAGGCAGCAUUAAACUUCCCAAAAUGAAGCUGCCCCAGUUUGGCAUCUCAACUCCAGGGUCCGACUUAGACAUGAACGUCAAGGGGCCACAAGUGACUGGAGAGCUACCGGGGCCAGGCAUGGAUGUGAACCUUGGAGCCCUGAACCUAAAAGGGCCUCAGAUCUCUGGCCCUCAAGUCUCGGCACCAGACAUGGACUUGAAAUUGGAAGGACCAAAAAUAAAAGGGAGCCUUGGGGCUGCUGGUGAGAUGACAGGUCCCACUGUUGGAGGAGGUCUUCCAGGCAUCAGUGUUCAAUGCCUAGAAGGAAACCUCCAGAUGCCUGGAAUUAAGCCCUCUGGAUGUGAUGUGGAGCUGCUGGGUGUGAAUGUGAAGCUCCCAGCAGGGCAGAUUUCUGGUCCUGAAGUCAAAGGCGAUCUAAAAGGUUCAGGAAUAGGUUUCCAAGGGGCUGCUCCCGACAUUAGCAUCAAGGGGCCUUCACUUAGUACAGCUUCUCCUGAGUCAGAUUUCGGUGUCAGCUUGAAGGGCCUGAAAAUCAAAGGAGGUAUGGAUGUUUCCGGGGGUGUCAGCGCCCCAGCUGUCAGCCUGGGCGAAGGGCACUUGAGCAUCAAGGGACCCCAGGCCACCUCUGCUCUCAGCUUGGAUGCCCCGAAGAUUGCUGGGGGACUUCAUUUCUCAGGACCAAAGGGAGAAGGAGGGGUGAAAGGAGGCCAGAUUGGACUCCAGGGUCCUGGGCUGAGUGUGUCUGGGUUUCCAGGUCACUCAGAAAGCAGAUCUGGAAAAGUAACAUUCCCCAAGAUGAAGAUCCCCAAAUUCACGUUCUCUGGCCGUGAGCUGGUUGGCAGGGAAGUGGGGGUGGAUAUUAACUUCCCUCGAGCAGAGGCCACUGGCCACCAGGCUGGGGCCGGAGAUGGUGAGUGGGAAGAGUGUGACAUAAAACUUAAGAAGUCCAAGAUCAAAAUGCCCAAGUUCAAUUUUUCCAAACCUAAAGGGAAAGGUGGUGUCGCUGGCUCCCCGGAAGCAUCCAUCUCAGGCUCCAAGGGCGACCUGAAGAGCUCAAAGGCCAGCCUAGGUUCUCUGGAAGGAGACACCGACGACGUUGAAACAUCAUCCCCCAAAGGCAAAUUCUCUUUAUUUAAGAGUAAGAAGCCUCGGCACCGCUCAAACUCCUUCAGUGAUGAACGGGAGCUCUCUGCGCCUUCUACUCCGACUGGGACUUUGGAGUUUGAAGGUGGGGAUGUGUCCCUGGAAGGCGGAAAAGUCAAAGGGAAGCAUGGAAAGCUGAAAUUCGGUACCUUUGGUGGAUUGGGGUCAAAGAGCAAAGGUCAUUAUGAGGUGACUGGGAGCGAUGAAGAGGCAGGCAAGUUACAGGGGAGCGGAGUGUCCCGACUGUCCUCGUCUUCCAGCAAUGACAGCGGGACGAAGGUUGGCAUCCAGCUUCCCGAGGUGGAGCUGGUAGUCUCCAAGAAAGAGUAGCAGGCCCCUGUGUGUGUGUGUACAUAUAUGUAUAAAAGUACAUCAGCCUUGGGUGUGUCUGUAUAUAAACGCCAAAGAGAAACGCUGACAGCCUCAGCAUAAUGCAAAGCCCCGGCCUCCCUGCCCAUGCAAGUGCCGAAAGCCAACAGACAGCGUUAAUGCCCGGGUCAGAGCUUUACAGAUCUAAGUGUCAAGGGCUCCAAGUUUGUCCAGACCAUGUGCAGAGCCAACAGUGUUUGCCUUACGAUUUCAGGUUGUUUUUUUUUUUUUUUUUUUUUUUUGCAAUGAAUGCUGAGAGCUCCUGUUUACUAAGCAAGCUUUUGUGUUUAUUAUCCUCAUUUUUACUGAACAUUGUUAGUGUUGGGUCAUGGAAACCCACUUUUUCAUUGUAAUGACUUCUAGGGCUUUUGUUAGUAAGGGGGGUGGGGUAGAAGGCAGUAGCGGGGGCCAGACUCCCAUUUCUCCUAAGAUUGGAUCUGUUCGAUGGUGAACACCCAGGGAGGGCCGAGAGGAGCGUGUGGGGGUCUUGAGAUCUCUGCAGCAGUGCCUUCUCUGCCCCAGAGGUGGCGGUCCUCGCCAGUUUGGCGCUCAUGGUGAGACAGAAUGAGACCUGUUGGCAAAUGGGCCAACCCACCAGCUCAGCACGAGGGGCUUCCAUCCUGUGUAUCAUAGGAGAAAUGUUUUCUUCCUGGCUGCCACAUUCCUGAUACUAGUUCUGACUUCUUUUAAUAACUCUUAUCAUGAUUAAGAAAAUUUCCCACACUUUAAUGGCAAAUUAAUUGAGAAUGUCAGAAAAUCGAUGCUGUCAAAAGCAAAUAAAGCUGUUUAUUAACUCUGA
Canis lupus familiaris (dog) is the source of this 19482-nucleotide messenger RNA. RefSeq names its product AHNAK nucleoprotein (gene AHNAK). The record is from RefSeq and is a predicted model, not a curated record. NCBI's taxonomy places the organism in Eukaryota, Metazoa, Chordata, Mammalia, Carnivora, Canidae. Gene Ontology annotation, cellular component: cytoplasm; nucleus. Gene Ontology annotation, molecular function: protein binding. Gene Ontology annotation, biological process: regulation of RNA splicing.